This is a messenger RNA of Thrips palmi, 1848 nucleotides long. Its product is annotated as divergent protein kinase domain 2A. Bases 136 to 1467 code for a protein of 443 amino acids. The transcript has 9 exons. Lineage: Eukaryota; Metazoa; Arthropoda; Insecta; Thysanoptera; Thripidae. The record is from RefSeq and is a predicted model, not a curated record.
UUUCCCAUCCCCCCCCCCCUCCUUGCCACUAAAGAAGUUAACCUAGGUUAGUUCCGAUGGAUCAAUAUAAACAGUCAAUCAACAGGUAGUUUGGAUUAUGAAGAUCAGAAUUUGAAGUUUUUACUCAGAGGAUGUAUGACGGAGAACAUGAACGUAUCAUUCAUCAUGAUGGCUUUUCGUGGCAUCAUCAGGAAACUUGGAUUGCGGCGGCUUCUUUUUCUAUUAUUUGCUUCCUUUUUUCUUAUGCUGGUUCUGCACAGUUCUAUGAAACCAAAUGUUAGAGAUAUGUUAGAGCUUAACAAGUGUCCCGCAUGUUAUGGAGUCUCUCUUUGUAACGAUAUACUGCAAGGGCCUGAUGAGAUUUCUAUCAAAUUUGAUUUUUGGGGGCGUCUGGGACUACUUGCAAACACUUUUGCUACGAAGAAUGUUUAUUCUGGCUGGUUUAACCAUCAAAGAGUGAUAAUUAAACGUCUUGGCCAUGAUUUUGAAUUACAAAAUAUGGACAGUUCUAUUUGUCAAGCCAUGAAAAUUGAUAACAGUUGUAAUGAUCAAAUGAAGUCAGUUGUGUUUAAAGUUAUAAGUAUGCGCAACUCUGUGGAGAGACUUUUAAAUGAGUCAGCGAAUUUAAACGAUUAUCGUCUCAGACUGUGCCCAUCAACAGAACAUGUUGACACCCUAUUCAGCCCUAUACUGCCAAAAACUAAUGGUACAAAUUCAGUCAAACUUGGUAAUGAUCCAAUUACAGCCAAUAUUUGGACUUUGCUUCUAAUCAACCCAGAGCCUCUUCUACUGCAAAUCAUGAGAGCGGAAGAUGGCUGGCCUGUGCCUCACUACUUGGGUGCUUGUGGGCGUAUUGCUGUUGCCUUAAAUGCAGGUGAACCAUUGAUUGAUUACCACAGGAAAUCGUGGCCGGAAAGAGCUGGAUUAGCCCUUCAGCUCCUUUUAGCAGCAGACCGCUUCACAUACUCUCAUCCUAGAUUUGCAUUCUAUUUAUUGGAUGCAUCUGCAGAUAAUGUAGUUGUGAAUGAUCAGGGAAAACUUUCCUUCAUAGAUCUGGAACAUUUUGUGGUUGUUGAUCGUCAUCCAUCAAGUGUUCCUGAUAUGUGGAAUGAGACUCAUUUCAGUGAGUUAUACAUGGACUGUCCUGGUUGCAACACAUUCUCUCCAUAUAAUAUAUGCAAUCACCACAUUAGUGAUCACAACCAUUUUAUGAUCUGCCAGCAACUUCUUGCUCCAGGUGUGGGUAGCAAUGAUAACUACUUACCAGGUGGUCUGUUGCAUUCGUUUCCACCUGAAAUACAAAAGGAAUAUCCACAAAUGGAGCAUUUUUUGAAUGAAUGUUCAACAGGAGCGUCAACUGAUCACAUUAAAAGUGCCCGACGCCUAAGAGAUAUUUUAAAUAUUGCUUCCAAAGAAAGUCCUCUGUUUGGAGAUAGUACUUUGGUAAACACAUGGAAAUAUUUCUAAAUUAUUUUUAUAUUUAGGUUUAAGGUAUGCAAAGCACCAUUUAAUGCAUUGUUUUCCAGUUUGUGAUAAUAAUUUAUCAAGUACUGUGUAUUUUAACUGUUACCAUUAAGUUUUAGUGAUCUCAUUUUAAUUGGAAAUAUUACUGUAACUAGUGUCAAGAUAUUUAUGCUCUCUCACUCUCAUUGUUCUCUCGACAUUAAGUGUACUGUCAAUUCAUCUUUAUUCUCUUAUUGUUUGUAGUAGCUCCUUGAAAAUUACCAAGGAGGGGCAUUUUACCCUAUAUUUUUCUUCCCCAACUUACCCCCUAAGGUUGCCCAGUGGGCCCAGACUGACAAGUCUUUGACAACCAGGCUGCCAAAUAAAUAAAACGUAAGAGGAAAA